Syzygium oleosum is the source of this 845-nucleotide messenger RNA. RefSeq names its product non-specific lipid-transfer protein 8-like. Gene Ontology annotation, molecular function: lipid binding. NCBI's taxonomy places the organism in Eukaryota, Viridiplantae, Streptophyta, Magnoliopsida, Myrtales, Myrtaceae. Gene Ontology annotation, biological process: lipid transport. Gene Ontology annotation, cellular component: membrane. The transcript has 2 exons. The coding region runs from base 246 to 605 and encodes 119 amino acids. The record is from RefSeq and is a predicted model, not a curated record.
UGGGCAAGAACCAAGAAAAAGUGCAAGAAACCAUGUCCAGCAACUUUUGCUCUUUCUUGCACUCAAUAUGCUCAAUCAUGGAGUGCCCUAAAGUCUUCCAUGCAUUUCUCUAACCUUUCUUGCUUUCUUUAGCUUCCCUGUAAACCAUGUAUAUAGAUAACCAGACAUGAUUAAACCCUCCUCACACAAACACCUUACACACACACACACACAUACAAACGCUCUCUCCCUCUCUCCCUCUCACCAUGAGGCCUUCGAGUUUUGCGGUGCUUGCAUUGUCCAUCGCUCUCUUCCUCCUAUCCACUCGAGUCCCAGUGUCGCAAUCCGUGAUCUCAUGCAGCGACGUGUUGAAGGACCUGAGGCCGUGCGUGAGCUACCUCAAGAGUGGCUCGGGGAUGCCGCCGCCGGCGUGUUGUGCGGGAGUGUCGGCACUCGCGAAUGCGGCUACGAGCUCGGCAGAUAAGAAAGCUGCGUGCGCGUGCAUCAAGAACGCAGCCCAGAAGAUGAACCCUAACGCACAGUUGGCCCAGGCUCUUCCUGCGAACUGUAAAAUCACCUUGCCCGUCGCCGUUUCCCCCAACGUUGAUUGUUCCAAGGUCGGCUGAAACCAUAGUGAGUCCGCAUGGUCACGGUUCAAGCUAUUUUGAUAAGCGACGACUAUAUUAGUCUGUGAGUUGGAAUAAGGUGAAGAACGAAGCUGCCGAUGUUUCUUGUAUAACGUUUCUCGUCCGUACCUAUGUGAUGCUUAUCGAGCCAAUAUAUGAUAUGUACCGAUUAAUAAUAAAGCAUACUGUGUCGGAAUAUGUUUGAUGGGAUGUAAUAAAACUUAUAGAACGGUUUUUAUA